UCCUCCCAAAUCCCUAAAUCCCCAUCACCCCCUCUCUCUCUUUCUCUGUUAACAACUCUCGCGCGUCAACCCAUCCGCCGCUGCCUCCGCCUCCGGUCGCCGCCACCGCCCGUUGCCUCCGCCUCGGUCAGGCUCCUCCUCUGCGUAGGCCGCUGCCAGAUCUGCCUCCGCCGCCGCCGACUCAAAGAUUUUUUCAUUUGUCAAGAGGUUGGGAAUGUUGCAAGCUUGAAGCCUUGGAAGAUCUAGAAUGUUUGAUGUAAAUUAGUGGAAGCUCUUGUAAUUUAAGCUCAAGCCAAAUGGAGAUUGGCCUGUAGUGGUAGCAUGGCUCUGUCAUCCUCACGAGAUCCAAAGGCAGCAAAAUAUAUAAUGUGGCUCCUUCAGAGAAUGGCCUCUAUCUCACUCCCACGAUGUCGAAGCUUCCGAUCAAAAGCAGCUCUUGAAGCCCUAUCAAAAGCCUCUGCUGAUAGAACCCCAAGCAUUGCACUAUACAACUACCCUUCACUUUCCGGAGCGUUAUCGGCUCUCUUCGCCUACCUCUUCCACUCUCAUCUUAACCUCCGAUGCCUCACUUUGCCAUUCUCCUCCGUUGAACCUCUCAGGGUCGAAGAUUUGUGCUUUGAAGGGUUGGAGAAGUGCUACUUUUUUGAUUUUCUGGGGCCAAGAGGGUUCGCGUCAAAGCUUUCUCAGCGAACUUCAUGCAAGGUGAUUGCAUUUGAACAUAGAAAAUCAGUACUGUCCAAAUUUGCUUCUGAACAUGAUCGCAAUGGGAAGCUCACGUUUUAUGUUGAUACUGAGAAGAGCAGCUCUACUGCAGUUUACGAGUACUUCUCUGCCAAACUUUCCAAUAUGAAAUCUAGUGAUGGAGAGGCCAUAAGUCUGUUACACCCAAAAGAUCGAGAUCGUGUUGAGUUACUUUUGAAUUACAUUGAAGAUGGAGAUCUUCGUCGAUGGAACUUACCAAACACUAAAGCAUUUAACUAUGGACUGGGUGAAUGGCGUCCAAUGCUGAACUACUUCACUAAUCCACACAUUUUUGAACAGUUAUUGAAGAUAAGCCCAGCAGAUUUAAUUAGCAAAGGAAAUUCUUAUAUAUCUGCUCGUCAUAGUUCUGCUAAAGGACUGCUUUAUAAAGUUUUCAAGCUUCGUCUAGGCAGAGGUCUUUAUGGAGAGUGUCUGGGAGUUAGAGCAGAUGGAAAUUCCGACUUAAGUAAUGAAAUUGGCAAGGAACUUAGCCUGCGGAGUGCUGCAGCUGGAUUGAGGCCUAUAGGAGCUGUUAUUUACAUGCAACGAAAUAAUCUUAAAAUGUGCUUAAGGAGUAUGGAUCCUACUACAGAUACCUCUGAAGUUGCAAAGGCAUAUGGUGGAGGAGGUUCCCCAAGUUCUAGCUCCUUUAUCAUACGGAUGGAUGAAUAUAACCAAUGGCUCCCAGUGCACCAACCUAGAAGCCAUUAAGGUAGAUGGUUUGACAGGCUGUUGGGGCUGCUGCAUGUAGCUUUCCUACUUUUUACUGUAUUGGUUUCAAGGAAUACAGUACAGUCUACAUGCUAACGAUGCAUCUAAUAAUCUGUUGACGCAUGCAUCUAAGCAUCUGCAAGAAUGCAAAAGAGCUGAGCCAAGUUGGGCCUAUAGUAGUUCAGAUUUGUUUACUAAGAAUUUUAUAGAAUUCAGAAUCAAGCUGAAGAUUGAGUUGAGUUCAAAAGUGAGGCUUGAGCUUCUUUAUUUGAAAAACUUGUUGAGCUGGAGAUCAAGCUUAAAGUUGAACUCAUUUGUAUUUAAUGAGAUUUAAAUAAAUUUUAAAUAGGAUUUAA
Diospyros lotus (date-plum) is the source of this 1808-nucleotide messenger RNA. RefSeq lists its product as uncharacterized. NCBI's taxonomy places the organism in Eukaryota, Viridiplantae, Streptophyta, Magnoliopsida, Ericales, Ebenaceae. The record is from RefSeq and is a predicted model, not a curated record. The coding region runs from base 322 to 1452 and encodes 376 amino acids. The transcript has 11 exons.